AUGGCCGAUCCUGCAGUUAUUAAGAAAAUCAAAAUCAACACUGGUGUUUUGAAAAGAAUGGUGAAGGAACAUAAUUCAUAUGUGAAAGAGGUUGAAAGUAUAAAGAAUAAGAUAGCAAAAAUGGAGAAUGAAGCACAAAAUGAUGAUGACCGAUAUGCCAUCAAGAAAACCGGGGAAGUCCUGCAGGAGACAGCAGCAAUGAUCGGAGAUACUUCUCGCAGAUGUGCUAGUUAUUUGAAUGAACUUAAGAAAAUGCUGGAAGAAUACAAUCUCUCAGAAGAAAUCCAAGAAGUAAUUGAUGCUAGCGAGCAGAUCAAAGCUGCUGAAGCUAUUGUCGCAUAA
Messenger RNA from Auanema sp. JU1783, 342 nucleotides. The record is from the annotation of a GenBank genome assembly. NCBI's taxonomy places the organism in Eukaryota, Metazoa, Nematoda, Chromadorea, Rhabditida, Rhabditidae.